Triplophysa rosa is the source of this 391-nucleotide messenger RNA. RefSeq names its product translocase of inner mitochondrial membrane 8 homolog A (yeast) (gene timm8a). The record is from RefSeq and is a predicted model, not a curated record. The transcript has 2 exons. Bases 118 to 390 code for a protein of 90 amino acids. Lineage: Eukaryota; Metazoa; Chordata; Actinopteri; Cypriniformes; Nemacheilidae.
CUCUACUGUUUCCAGGCUACUGAAACACGUGAAGGUCAACUCCGGCGCUGAUACAGGGUAGACAGUAGUCAGGUGUCCCCAAGUAAGUGAUUUUUCGUAGUGCUAUUGAUUUCCCUCAUGGAUAAUCAAGGAGUAACGGCGGACCCCCAACUGCAGCAGUUUAUCGAGAUCGAGUCUCAAAAACAGAGGUUUCAACAGCUGGUUCAUCAAAUGACAGAAGUGUGCUGGGAGAAGUGCAUGGAUAAGCCUGGUCCAAAGCUUGACUCCAGGACAGAGGUGUGUUUUGUCAACUGCGUGGAGCGAUUCAUAGAUACAAGUCAAUUUAUCCUCAACAGGCUAGAGCAGACGCAGAGGAGUAAAACAUCCUUCACUGAGUCUAUGACGGACUAGU